ACCCUCUCUCGCAGUCACCUGAGCUGGUUUUCCCAGUAGACCUUAUCACCAUGGCAUCAGUGGCAUUUGUAAAGCAGCGCCCGAGCGUCGAGCCACGAGUGUGUGUGUGUGUGUGUGUGUGUGUGUUUGAGGAUCAUACCGUCUGAGCAAGAUCUCCACAGAAAUCUGAAGAUGAGUCGAGUUCCAGCUUUGCAAUUGCCUCCAUCGCGUGUUUUCCUCCAGCUGUGGGUCGCAAGCGUGUUGUUCUGCGCUGGCAUGACCCUAGCGAUGAAGAUCACCUCCACUGGGCCACAGACGUUACAGCUGGCGCAAGGAGACCAAAAAACACUGGGGUGUACAUACACACCCGGGCCUGAGGACGUCGGAGAACUGGAUAUCGAGUGGACGCUGGUCACUCCGGACACCACGCAGAAAGACAUAGUGUUCCUGUCCUUCUCAGGUGGACAGAAAUAUUUCCAUGGCGACCUGGCGUUUAUGAAGGGGGUGGACUUUGCGGUGGGCGACCCCUCUAAGGGCGACGCCUCGCUCUCAAUCGCUGAGCUCACGGCUGAGCAUACGGGAACAUACCAGUGUAAAGUGAAGAAAGCUCCGGGAUUGGACAUGAGCAAAACCACGCUGCUGAUUCUGGAGCGGCCGUCAGCGCCCAAGUGUUGGGUUGAAGGGGGCGAGGGCGUGGGGACAUCCGUAUCCCUCCACUGCAGGUCGGAUCGAGGAACUCCACCCAUCCAAUACGUGUGGAGGAGAGAGAGCGGGGGUCCGAUUCCUCCCACCAUUACACAGGAUCCGUUCCUCGGAGAUCUCUUUAUCGCCAAUCACUCCCUGGACUUGGCGGGAAUCUACGCAUGUGAGGUGUCUAACGCUGUGGGGAAACAGCAAUGUCGAAUCAACCUGCAGGCCACCAGACCUCCUAACAGAGCCGGUGUGAUCGCUGGCAUCGUGUGCGGAUGUCUGCUGCUCAUCGCCAUCAUCCUCAUCAUCCUGUUGCUCCUCUGCUUCCGGUGCAGAUCGCAGCGUCGACGCUACGAGAAAGAGUUCUCCAACGAGAUCAGGGAGGACGUUCCGGCACCCGAGAGCCGACCGCCGAGUCGCGUUUCGAGUCUUCACUCCAGACAGAUUUACAGCCAAAUGAAUCAAACCGAGCAGCGAGCGCCUUCCACCAGCACGGGAUACAUGCUGCCCAAAUACCACGACCAAUACGGCUACAUCGUGUGACCCUAACCAACAUCGUCCAGUCACAUUACCCACAAUUCAGUGCCGGGAUACAAACCACUCCUGUUGUAUACAGUGUGUUAUUUAUAUAGUGUACAUUUAAAGGAAUGUGAAGAUUUGAAAACACUUUUUAUAUAGAGGAAAAAGAAAUAUUCGUGUAUGUGUGUGUGUGUGUGUGUGUGUGAAGGUAUCAUUUAUACUGUGUAAAUAUGCAACAAUCUUCCGCUUCAACUCAAAGAAUGGAAAUAAAUAAAGUUCCCUGAGAUUGAGCAGUUCACACUGUGAAGAGUUAAA
Messenger RNA from Hemibagrus wyckioides, 1503 nucleotides. RefSeq names its product V-set and immunoglobulin domain containing 8a (gene vsig8a). NCBI's taxonomy places the organism in Eukaryota, Metazoa, Chordata, Actinopteri, Siluriformes, Bagridae. The record is from RefSeq and is a predicted model, not a curated record. The transcript is spliced from 8 exons. Bases 172 to 1212 code for a protein of 346 amino acids.